UCCAAAAAGGUCCACUUUGUUUACCAUAGGGGGGCGAAAAAUAAUCUCAAAUCUAUCCUACAAGAUCCUGAAACAAUGUCAGAGGACGAGGAAGUUUUACUCUUUAACAAUGAUUUAUCAAGACAUAUUAUUUCAGAAGGAUAUAAUGAAUUUGAAACGUACUAUCAGCCUCAAGUAUGCUCUCAAUUCCAAUUUGCGAAAUCUUCAAUAGAAGUACCGGUAGGCCUAGGCCUAAACAAACUUUGCUGUGAAACUAAACAUCACAACUUAAUAUCAUCUCAUGAUAAGUUUAAACUGUCUAGUCUGCUCAGUAGUAAAUUAUUGCUUCCUGAAGAUUUUGAACUCGUAGAAUUUUUCAUAUCUAGAACUUCUACCUCUAACCAUCGAUCAGAACACAAAUGGAUGUAUAGUAGCGGUAUUAUUGUAGCUACUUUAUCCAUGGCAUUGUAUUUUAAGAAACAGAUAAGUUUCCAGGUACCUGCAGCUCUAAUGUCAACCCUUUCAGUAAUUGGUUUGUACCACUGUUAUGAUUAUCUUUGCAGAUCGUUUGAAAAUAGAUCAUUUGUUUCUGCUAUUAGAUCUUUUCAAAGCCUAUGUUUGAAUGUCAAUAAACUAUUUCGAAUGCUGAAAGAAACUGAAAUACUCUCGACAGGUCAGGUUACUUCUCAAAAUGUUGGUGCCACUUUGUUUAUCCCAAUCAAAAGUCUUCAUGAUAAGCCACAAAUGUUACCAACAUGGAAAACAUUACCUCACCUUCGAAAGUCUUUAGCUAGUGCCUUGAUUGAUGCAAUUGAUCUGAUUAGAUCAACAUGCGAUGAGGCGAGAAAAUGUGUUCCAGAUUGGUUGUUCAUUGAUGGCUAUACAUUGUCUAAUGAUAGUUUUCUGCCAGACCAUCUCACUGCUGAAAACUUGAACAAAACUGAUUACACUAUAUCAUUAAAAGAUCUUCAGUUACUGAAUGACUCAUAUUUGAUACUUCAGUCAGAGUUUUUCCGAUGGGUUGGUAUUUGCAUCUGUCCCAGUGCUUGGAAUCCAUUUGGCUCUAGUUACAAUUUCAGUCGUAGUAAAAUUCUGAGAUUGUUCUUCAAUGCUCACUCGAAAUUGAGAGGAUUAUCUUUCAAAUUGAAGUUCUAUUAUAGCAUUGAAAAUAUAUUUAGUGAUGGGGAGCUGUAUAAUAAAAAUUUUAAGAGAACAGACAGCUCAGAAAUAAGCUCUAUUCAAUCUGAAUUGCAUAAUUUGUACUUACUAAUCUUAUCCAUGUUGAUCCAUCUGAGGAAUUUAGAAGACAACUUAGAAAAUUAUUCUAUCGACAGUAAGGCCGAAUCUAGUAAGAUUAAUCUGUGUAAUAUAAAAGAUAAACUUGAUGAAGAAAUAAAAAACGUCAGAUGUGAACUUACAUCUGCUAUGAAUGUGUUCAAUGCAACCAGUCUUCAUUCUUUCUCCAACAAACAUUCGAGCUCUUCUCAUUUAGACAAACUAGAUGAUGUAGGCCUAAUUGAUGAAUGUAAAACUACAAAGUACUCCCAAGUGUUUCCAGAAGAAAAUUUCAGCCAUCUAGACUUAAACACAAAUUCUUUGGAUGAAGUAUUUUUAGCUGUUAGUGAUAUAAUUCCUGAUAAACAAGGCAAUCAAGAUGAUCUGCAUAUAGAAGAAAACCCUGUUAUUCCAAAUAGUUUGUUGGCAGAACUUUCAACUACUCUAAAACCGAUAAAAGAUACUUUUAAGGAGAGAGAAAAAGCAGCUUUAGAAAGAGCUGGUUUAGAAGACUUAAAUAGUGGAUCAGACAGCGACACUGAUGGUAUAAAACAUUUAGAUACUUCGAUUGUAAGCAGUUUAAGGCCUACCAUAAGAAAAAGAAAGCUCAGUAAACAAAGAAAACAUCGAUACAAUAAUAAAAGUCAUGAUGGAAAUACAGACAGUGAUUUUAAAAUUUCUACAAAUGAACUAGUAAACCCUCAUUCCAAUCCAGAAUCAAAAUCAACCCAAAGUUCAUCCACUUGUCAAGAAACUUCAAGCGCGAGUUUUUCUGCUCUUGGUGAUAGAUCUAUUGCUAACAUGAUAGCAAUGAAAUCUCAAACUUGGGGACUGCCUGAAGAGGAAUGUUUUUCAUAUGAAUGA
This is a messenger RNA of Macrosteles quadrilineatus (aster leafhopper), 2118 nucleotides long. RefSeq lists its product as uncharacterized. The record is from RefSeq and is a predicted model, not a curated record. The transcript has a single exon. Lineage: Eukaryota; Metazoa; Arthropoda; Insecta; Hemiptera; Cicadellidae. Bases 76 to 2118 code for a protein of 680 amino acids.